Messenger RNA from Talpa occidentalis (Iberian mole), 3565 nucleotides. RefSeq names its product protein SPT2 homolog. The record is from RefSeq and is a predicted model, not a curated record. Gene Ontology annotation, biological process: regulation of DNA-templated transcription; nucleosome assembly. Gene Ontology annotation, molecular function: histone binding; DNA binding. Gene Ontology annotation, cellular component: nucleolus. Lineage: Eukaryota; Metazoa; Chordata; Mammalia; Eulipotyphla; Talpidae.
AAAAGGUACAGUUUGGCAGUGGGGCCUCCCAAAAAAGACCCAAAAGUUAAGGGUGUCCGAUCUGCAGCUGUACAAGCUUUUCUCAGAAGAAAAGAAGAGGAGCUCAGAAAAAAAGCCUUAGAGGAGAAAAGGAGAAAAGAAGAACUAGUGAAAAAGCGAAUUGAGCUGAAACAUGACAAAAAAGCAAGAGCUAUGGCCAAGAGGACAAAGGAUAAUUUCCAUGGUUACAAUGGGAUUCCUGUUGAAGAAAAAUCAAAGAAGAGGCAGACAUUGGAAACCCACACUAGCCAGAGAGCAGACCAGGAGUAUGAGAUGGACGAAGAGGAUGAAUUCUUAGAAUACAAUCAAGCAGAGUUAGAGCAGGAGUAUGAGGAAGAACAAGAACCUCCCAAAGUUGAAAGCAAACCAAAGGUCCCCCUUAAAAGUGCCCCACCACUCAUGAACUUCACUGACCUCCUCAGGCUGGCUGAGAAAAAGCAAUACGAACCAGUGGAGAUUAAGGUAGUGAAGAAAACGGAAGAGCGGCCUAUGACUGCCGAAGAACUUAGGGAGCGAGAAUUCCUUGAGCGAAAGCAUAGGAAAAAGAAAGCUGAGACAGAUAUAAGACUACCUCCAACUAAAAAGGCACCCCCUCAAAAAGAAAGUAUGGGCACAAAACUUAGCAAAGGUUCUGGGGACAAGCAUCCUUCUUCCAAGGGUACUCCCCUUCCUCAUGCUGAGAAGAAAUCCAGACCCAGCACAGCCAAUGAAAAACACAUAGGUUUAUCUUCAUCCAAAUCCAUGCCAGGAGAGAGGACCAAAACAGCUUGGAAUUACUCCCAACCCCCACUUCGUGAGGGCCAUGACAGACCUGUUUUCAAUGGGAUUGGAAAGCCCCACUCCAGCACUUACUCACCAAGUGUCCCAAAGACUUCUGCUAAAGGGACUCAGAGAUCUGCUACUGAGCACAAAACCAAAAAAUCUCCUCAUCCUAGCCUUUCCAAACCUGGGCCUAUGGUCACCCCAUACAAUAAGACUAAGAGUCCAAGUGUCAGGCAGCCAGGCAGCAGCUCUAGCUCAGCCCCUGGGCGACCCAGCACUGGGACUGGUCGGCCCGUAGUCAAUUCUGGCCCCGUGGUCAGGCGCCAGAAUGGCACCUCCAGCUCAGGACCUGAGCGAUCAAUCAGUGGAACCAAGAGGCCAGCCAGUGACUUAAAUCCCUCUGGACGGACAGUCGAUGGUACAAGUGGCCCUGGACGACCUGCAAGCAGCUCAAGUGGCCCUGGGCGACCCAUCAGUGGCUCAGGUGGUUCUGGCAGAUCUGUGAGCAGCUCUGGUGGCCCUGGGCGGCCUGUGAGUCGUCCACAUGACCUUCGUCGACCAGUGAGUGGCCCAGGCCCCCAUGGGCAGUCACUUAGUGGCCCUGGGCGAUCAGUAAGUGGCUCAGGUGCAGCUGGAAGAACUGUCAGUAUUUCAGGCUCCCAAAGACCAGUGAGCAGCUUGGGACCUGGGCGAACAGUUAGUAGCUCAGGUCCCAGCUUGAAGCCCAAGUGCACUGUUGUCUCAGAAACAAUUUCUUCUAAGAAUAUAAUUAGCCGGCCCAGCAAUGGACAGAUGAAUGGAAUGAGACCUUCCUUAUCUGGCUACAGAUCUGCCCAAGGUCCUCAAAGGCUUCCCUUCCCUAUUGGUUACAAAAGGCAUCGAGAUUAUGAAGAUGAGGAGGAGGAGGAAUAUGAUUCUGAAAUGGAAGAUUUCAUUGAAGAUGAAGGAGAACCUCAGGAAGAAAUAUCCAAGCACAUUCGGGAAAUCUUUGGUUAUGACCGCAAAAAAUACAAAGAUGAAAGUGACUAUGCCUUACGUUACAUGGAGAGUAGUUGGAAAGAGCAGCAGAAGGAAGAAGCAAAGAGUUUAAGACUGGGUAUGCAAGAGGACUUAGAAGAAAUGAGACGUGAAGAAGAAGAAAUGAAACGCCGAAAGACCAAGAAGCUAAAGAGGCAUUAGCUGCUGCUUUUAUUUAUUUUUGUGAAAUUCUAGAGAUAAUCUAUAAGGAAGUCCUGCCUUCUGACUGAAGAAGCCCCUUCAUCAUUUUAGUUUUCUAUUUAGGUACUCAAGGAGAAGGAAUGCAUACUGUCAUUUGCAGGCAAUCAUUUGAGCAUAGAGUAUUUGCAAAUACUUUCCAGGGUAAAAUCUGUAAUGCAGAUGAUAAAAUGCCCAGUGAGUGCUCCGAUGAAGUUAACUGUUCACAGGUGCCAGCCUUGCUCCUGAUGAGCUAUGCACUCUGCUGUGGGGCCACUCAGCAGUCAGCCAAUCUCUUGUUCCUUUGCUGCUUUAAAAAGGAGAAAAAAAAAAAUUGCCCCUUGACUUCCAUAUUUCUGCUGAUGUAUGAGUCAGGCACUGUCUGGCUCCAAAACUUAUUUUGUCUUUUUAUCAGGAACCUGGCCCUUCUGUGAAAGUUGCCAGCAAUAAAGUGACCUGUCUUUGGACUGAGAAAAUGAAAAUGUAGAGUAGAGUUUAUAAUUAAUUAUACGGAUGGCAUCUUUGUGACUUUGAAGUGAAAAGUAGAAUAAAUUAUAUUGCAUCGUGCAUUACUCAUGGAUUGGAUGCUGAGCAUUCUUAUUCACUAAUUUAGGCAAUUAGGCAAUUAAAAGUUAUUCCAAGUUAAGUACAAGUUAACGCUAUUUCGUAUAUUCUUUUUAAAGUUUUCCUUUCAGAUUUGUUGUUACGUUGGUUUUUGUGUAAAAUAGACAAGGUCACUGUGCUGAUUAUCAAAAAAAAACCAUUUUUGUAUUGAAGAAAAAAUAUUUUAUUCAAACAUUAGAUUUGGAAGAUAAAUAGCUUAAAAAAUAAGUGGCAUGUGAGGUUCCCCUCUCCACUCCACUCCUCCCCCAUUAUAAAGAUAUUUUGGAAUACAAGUUGCCCCUGUAUCUCUUGAUAGUAAUUCCUUUGCAUUUUUAUCUCGAAUUUCUUAGCAAUUAAUGGCAAAUACCAAAAAUAAAUUAUGUGUAUCGAGAGCACCACCUUCUCUUUUGCCCAUAUUGCACUUUUAUUUCAAGCUAUGCACUGUGAAGAGAUUAUUUCCCAGAUAGAAAAGGAUGUUUACCUGUUACUGGUCUUUUACUAGGCUGUGGAACUGUCUUCUUAUCCUUAAGUCCUAGCUAAUAGAUUUGAUAUCUCUUAAGCGUCAAGUCCAAACAAUUCCAAUCAUACUGACCUUGGUUCUGGCUGGAGAGAAGCCAAGUCUCAAGGAAAGUCAGCUAUAGAAAAUGAUACACGAUACUGAAGAGCAUUCUCAGUGUGACGGGUUAGGGACAGUGGAACAUAAGCUUAUAAAACAGCUCUGCAAUAAACAUCAUGGCCAUCCUACACCACUGAACAGUCAUGAUUAGGAAAUAGGAGAGGCCUACAAAGAAUCCUUAACUCUUCAACAGGUCCAGAAGUUAUUUCUUUUUAUUCAGUUUUCUGUAUUCAGGAAAAUCCAUAAUAGAUGGCCACUGUACUGGUAAUCCCUAAUAGUCAUCCCUUAAUGGGACAACUACAUGACCCAAUUCUUUAAGACUGAUUCAUUUUGAAGUGAUUUUCAAAUUUU